Molecule: messenger RNA, 2484 nt
Organism: Klebsormidium nitens
Lineage: Eukaryota; Viridiplantae; Streptophyta; Klebsormidiophyceae; Klebsormidiales; Klebsormidiaceae
Source: the annotation of a GenBank genome assembly
AUGCAUCCACAACUCUUGCCUUUCAACAUGGCUUAUGGACCUCUGGAAGAAGAAGAUGCACCAUUUCAAGGAGAAGCCGAGGAACCGUCUGGCAGAAACAAAGUGAUGCUUUUUGGUGUCGACCUCGCAAGCAGCGCCCUUGAGCAGUCUGCAGAAACCACAGGCCAUGACCUCAAUACUCAAACCGCAAGCACAAACCCCCAUAUCAAGGAUUCAUUGUGUCUCCAUGAGCACAAUGAGCAAGCGGAAUUCUGCCUUCAGCAGCACAUCGAUUUGGGCGCUGAGAAUGAACUCGAAAGAUCGGUGCAAUCAACGGUCACAUCUUGCAGACAGGAUCUGGACGACAGCCGGCUAGAAAUCCUAGUUCCAGAUGGGAGAGGCUCGGUCAAACCGCUCGAAACAGUGAUGACGUGCGAUCUAGCACCCCAAAAAUGCGAGAAAAAUGGAAGGAAGUUCUCUGGCAAACGGAAACUGAAGCAGACUCUGAUCUUCAGAGAAACGUUUCCUCGAAGGGGAUUCCAAAAAGACAGGAAAACUCAAACUUCAGCUUCCUCGAAGAAGCAAAGGCUUCCAGAAACAGAGUACAAUCCAAAGGGCUCACAAGCAUCGCCAGAUCCUCCCCGGCUCACUGAGACCAUAAACAGCAGCAGAGUAACGGUCGUCAAUUUGAGCGCAGUUUCUCAAAGGGACCGCUGGUGGCUGCGGGUGAAGCAAGUCUUGGAUUCACCCGGCACAACGAUUGUGUUUGGACUACGUCUCCGUGAAAAUACAGGAACGGCGGAUUAUUCAAGCUUGCGGAAGCUGAAUCCUUCUCAGCGGAAGAUUGUGCUCAAGCAGAGACGUGCGGUAUCCAAGAUCACCGAAACAGAGAAUGAACGAACUACGAAUUUGGAAGAUUCAAUGGACAAGCUUGUUGGCGUUGGUUUCAUCCUUUCUUUCCCUUCGGAAGUGGACUUCGAGCCUGAACAGCUGCAACUCUGCGACCAGCUGUUCUACGUAGAUUUCGACGAAGAGAGCUCUUCAACUGGUGAUCUGAUGGUUCGUCUCGAAGAGAGGUUAAUCCACUCCGAACUGGAUUCAUAUGAGCUCAGCGACUUAACCUCGAAGAGCUUCCCAGUAUUCCCUCUCCCUGAAGCUCCAGGCAACCCUCCUCCUGAAGCACAUGACAUUGCCGAGCAGCGCAACACUUCAGAAAGCCUUAAGCAGGACUUGGAAGCGAGCAAGACGUUGUUCGAAACGCUGCAAGUUCGAAUGCAGGGACUCGAGGACGCCUUCAGGCGCGAAUUGAAACUGACCGUGAUCCUUGCGCAUCUCGAGCUGGAUGGUGUUGGUUUAGAUGUUCCCUACUUGCAAUCGAAGAGGGCGCUUCUUGAGGACCUCAAGUUACACGAGAAACUGCAGCACGGUGGAGACGGAAAGAUCAGAGGAAAGAGGAAAAGCAAAUCUGAGAAACACGCUACUACAAGCGAGGCGGUCCUGACGAACCUUGUUCCAUUCCACGAACUCCCGGGCAUCAUUCUGGAGACCGUGUCCACGGUCACUGCUCAAGCCCACUCAUCCUUCCAGGACGAUUCCACAAGAAUCCACUCAAAAUGGAACAGCACUGGGACAGCCACGGGACGAAUCUCAUCAAGUGAACCGAACCUGCAGAACAUUCCACGGUACACUUUAGAAGGAGUGAAGACCGGAGAAGACGAUGCCUCCAGAUUCGGGAUCAAGAUACGGGAAGCUUUUGUAGCACAGGAAGGGUCUGUGCUGGUCUCAGCCGACUACUCCCAAAUGGAGCUACGUUUAGCAGCCCACCUAUCCGACGACCGGCACAUCAUUUCCAUCCUUCGAUCAGUUGGAGAAGAGGGAGAUGUUUUCAGGAUGAUUGCAAGCCACUGGAUGGGUAAACAGGUCAAGGAUGUCACCGAAGAGGAAAGGCAGACCGUGAAACGCAUAUCAUACGGGAUCCUUUACGGACAGGGCCGAGUUGCGCUCUCGGCGUCGCUCAAGGUAUCCCCUCACGAAGCGGAACGUCUCAUGGACAACUUUCUCAAACAUUUCCCGACAAUAAGGGCCUUCAUCAACCAGGUGAAAGCCAGAGUCCGACUGGACGGAUUCGUGACGAUGAUCUCCGGUCGGAAGAGAAUGCUACCAGAUAUACGGUCUAGUUACAGUGAGAAGCGGGCGCAAGCGGAGCGCCAGGCGGUCAACUCAUUGAUUCAAGGAAGCGCGUCGGACAUUGUGAAGGCGGCCAUGAUUGCAAUCGACGACGUUCUGAGACGAGGAGUACAUCCAAACGUGAAGCUGGUCAUGCAGAUGCACGACGAGCUGCUGUUUGAGGUGCCUGAGGGCCACGUGGACUUGUUUUCGACCGACUUGCGAAAGCUCAUGGAAAGGGUACAAGUCCUGAAGGUGCCUUUACUUGUGAACAUCCGGACUGGGAAAAGAUGGGGGAGCAUGUCCCUUCAACCUCAUCCAAACAGUGGCGACCGUUAA